AUGAUGGAGGACACAUAUCUCUCAGCAAAACCAUCUGAAUCCACCAUCAUUAAUGUUUCAGAAACUCUGUUCUCAUCUGCUCAGACUGGACAUUUAGAUGAAACAUUGUCUGAAAGCACUGUUAUAAACGUCUUGGAGAAGACAACUGCCAAAGAUGGGCUGUCACCUUCAGGUUUUUCUUCAAGCUUGACGUCCAUGGAAUCUGAAGCUUCAGGAGAUGACACCUCUGAUUUGUUUAGCAAAGAGUUCACAACAACAAGUUCUUCACUUUAUACUCCAAACAAAUCAGAACAAGAAACACCAUCUGACACAACAGAAACAAUCUCAGUGUCCAGCUCAACAGAUGCUGAAGCUAGAAGAGAUCAGACAACUGAGACAUAUAGUAGAGAACCUGUUUCCUUAAUUGUCUCUACGUUUUCAUCACUGAGCACUGGGGACUCAACAGGAGAAACCGUUACAAGUAAAGAUGUUACAUCUCAUACAGAAGCAACCACAUCUACUAUGAUGGAGGACACAUAUCUCUCAGCAAAACCAUCUGAAUCCACCAUCAUUAAUGUUUCAGAAACUCUGUUCUCAUCUGCUCAGACUGGACAUUUAGAUGAAACAUUGUCUGAAAGCACUGUUAUAAACGUCUUGGAGAAGACAACUGCCAAAGAUGGGCUGUCACCUUCAGGUUUUUCUUCAAGCUUGACGUCCAUGGAAUCUGAAGCUUCAGGAGAUGACACCUCUGAUUUGUUUAGCAAAGAGUUCACAACAACAAGUUCUUCACUUUAUACUCCAAACAAAUCAGAACAAGAAACACCAUCUGACACAACAGAAACAAUCUCAGUGUCCAGCUCAACAGAUGCUGAAGGUACAAGAUAUCAGACAACUGAGACACAUAGUAGAGAGCCUGUUUCCUCUCUUGACUCUACUGUAACUACUGCUGUACAUACAUUUUCAUCACUGAGCACUGGGGACUCAACAGGAGAAACUGUUACUAGUAAAGAUGUUGCAUCUCAUACAGCCACAACCACAGCUACUCUGAUAGAGGACAAAGAUCUGCUAGGAAAACCAUCUGAUUCCACCAUCAUUAAUGUUUCAGACACUCUGUUCUCCUCUCCUCAGACUGAACAUUUAGACGAGACAUUAUUUGAAAGUACUGUUUCAAUGACCUUGGAGAAGACAACUGCCAACGAUCUACUGUCACCAGCAAGUUUUUCUUCAAGUUUACCAUCUACAGAAUCUGAAGCUUCUGGAGAUGAGACCUCUGAUAUGUUCAUCAAAGAGUUCACGCCGGCAAGUUCUUCUCUUUAUACUCCAACCAAAUCAGAUAAUGAACAGACUCUGUUCUCAUCUGCUCAGACUGGACAUUUAGAUGAAACAUUGUCUGAAAGCACUGUUACAAUGGUCUUGGAGAAGACAACUGGCAAAGAUGGGCUGUCACCUUCAAGUUUUUCUUCAAGCUUGAUGUCCAUGGGGUCCGAAGCUUCAGGAGAUGACACCUCUGAUUUGUUUAGCAAAGAGUUCACAACAACAAGUUCUUCACUUAAUGCUCCAAACAAAUCAGAACAAGAAAUACCCUCUGACACAACAGAAACAAUCUCAGUGUCCAGCUCAACAGAUGCUGAAUUUACAAGAUAUCAGACAACUGAGACACAUAGUAGAGAGCCUGUUUCCUCUCUUGACUCUACCACUGAACAGUUAGACAAGACAUUGUCUGAAAGCACUGUUACAAUGACCUUGGAAAAGACAACUGCCAAAGAUCUACUGUCACCAUCAAGUUUUUCUUCAGGUUUACCAUCUACAGAAUCUGAAGCUUCAGGAGAUGAGACCUCUGAUAUGUUCAUCAAAGAGUUCACAACGACAAGGUCUGUCAGCCAAAUCAUCUGA
Molecule: messenger RNA, 1872 nt
Organism: Sinocyclocheilus grahami
Lineage: Eukaryota; Metazoa; Chordata; Actinopteri; Cypriniformes; Cyprinidae
Exons: 3
Coding region: 1-1872 (623 amino acids)
Source: RefSeq, a predicted model, not a curated record